CUUCGUCAUCUUGCUACAAUGUAGCUAGGUUGGCUCUUCCUACUCGCUUUACGUAGAUAUUAGUUUAAUACAUAGAUAAUUUAGCGAUAUAUUAAUUUAUUAAUAUUUGUACAGUUAAUACGUUUAAUUAGUGUGAACAAAGCAUGCGAAGGGUGACGCUUUUUGUCAACGGAACCUCCAAAAAUGGCAAGGUUGUAGCUGUUUAUGGGACUCUGUCUGAUCUUUUGACAGUUGCCAGCAAUAAAUUGGGAAUCAGGGCUUGUAACCUAUAUAAUGGGAAAGGUGGUCUCAUAGAUGACAUUACCCUCAUCAGAGAUGAUGAUGUGCUGUACGUGUCAGAAGGAGACGCUUUCAUCGACCCUCAGAGUGAUGGGAAAAUGUCAGAUGACAUCUCGGGAUCGCACACCGAUUGGCUGACGCUGAAUAUUGGUGGGCGGCUUUUUACAACCACUAGGAGUACUCUUGUGAGUAAGGAGCCUGACAGCAUGCUGGCACACAUGUUUAGAGAGAAGGAUGUAUGGGGUAAUAAGCAGGAUGAACGAGGGGCUUACCUCAUUGAUCGCAGCCCAGAGUACUUUGAGCCCAUCCUGAAUUACCUGAGGCACGGCCAGAUCAUUGUCAAUGAAGGAAUAAACUUACUCGGAGUACUGGAAGAAGCUCGAUUCUUUGGAAUAGAGCAAAUGGCUGAACAGCUAGAAGUGGCGAUUAAGAAUUCUCAUCCACCUGAAGACCACUCUCCACUCUCACGGAAAGAAUUUGUUCGGUUUCUGCUGGCUACGCCAACCAAAUCAGAGCUACGCUGUCAGGGUCUUAAUUUCAGUGGAGCAGACCUUUCGCGGCUGGAUUUGCGCUAUAUCAAUUUUAAGAUGGCAAAUCUGAGUCGCUGCAAUCUCACCUAUGCAAACCUGUGCUGCUCAAACCUGGAGAGAGCGGACUUAUCUGGAGCCAACCUGGAUGGUGCUAAUCUUCAGGGCGUGAAGAUGCUCUGCUCUAAUGCAGAGGGAGCGUCACUGAAAGGAUGUAACUUUGAGGAUCCCUCUGGGCUAAAGGCCAAUCUAGAGGGGGCUAAUCUGAAAGGAGUUGACAUGGAGGGCAGUCAGAUGACUGGUAUAAACCUGCGUGUGGCGACGCUGAAGAACGCUAAGCUGAAGAACUGUAACCUGCGUGGUGCUACAUUAGCCGGCACAGAUCUUGAAAACUGCGAUCUCUCAGGCUGCGAUCUACAAGAAGCCAACCUGCGUGGUUCAAAUGUGAAAGGAGCCAUCUUUGAGGAGAUGCUGACUCCACUGCACAUGUCCCAAAGUGUGAGAUAACCAAUUACAUCUCUCCCUGCCCGGCAACCUCACCACUCACCAGCCAGCUAUUCACAGCUCUCCCUUACCCUACCCCGACCCCCCCUUUUCGUUUCACGCUCCUGUAAAACCGUAUGCAAUACUAGCACUUGGUUUAGUGCUAGCCUUCUCUUUGAGCUUUACUCUCAUGCACUAGUGCACAUCCAGGGUCUGUAGUCAUGGCCAAAAAUAGCGAAAGCUUAGUGUAGAGAAUCCAAAUAGUGGAAAAUGCCGUUUGUCAAACCAAACUUGUUGCUUUUGGUUUUAUUUAUGCUUUGAGUUGAACUUUUGUUCAAUUUUACCGAAUGUAUACGUUUCAUGUUGUGUUUGUCUCAAAUAAUGAAGUCGACAUUUCAGUCAAUCAAAUAUUUCAACCAAAUAUAUCUGUAGUAUUUUAGAUUUAUCAAUCAAUUGUAGGCGGUUUAUGAUAAGGCUUAUUGUUGCACAGCUUACUACAGGUAAAACAAACUCAUAAAUAGUAGCUUUUUAUAUAUAAAAUAUGGAAAAUACCUAAUAUAACUGACUGGUCUGGUUUCAAAUAUGCAACAUAAGCAUAUAGCUCUUACAUAUUCUGUGUUCACAUUUACAUGUAAACCAAAUUAAUUGUUUGUUUUGAUUUCUGAUUUGUUGUUUGAUCUACCUCCCUUACAACCCGUUCUAGUUUUAAGUCAUUUUUAGUUUUUGAAACCAUGCAGUCAUGCAAAGAUUUCAACCAAAUGCAAACCACGUUUUACUGCAUUUUUGCAACACCUAUUAAUUCUUUAAUAACUGUGUAAUAACACUUAGCCGUAGGUUAAUAUGCACAAUAAUUAACCAGUGGUGCCAAUAUGCUGGUUUAUAAUAUCACUAUAUUGUAUGUGUAAAUGUUUCACUUUUCAGAUUUCUUAUUUUCCCCAUUUUUUAAUCGUUUAAUUGAUGAAGUGGAAUGUUGAAGUGACCAACCCACACCAAAAAUUGUUUGUGAUGUUUCUCGUGUCACUAUCAAAUCCAGUGCUUCCUUAUUUAAUGUUUGUCAUGAUAUUAUGUUUGUUCAUCAAUAUCGUUCCACUUUUUGUUAACAUUUUGACCAUAUAAGGCACUAAAUUAGGACUUGAAUUGUGCAUUCAUAUCCAAAAAUUGUGUGUGUAAGACUGACAAAGUAGCACAUUUAUGAAAUGCAACUUAGGUCUAAGUGCUGCUAAAUUAUUGCAUUAUAAUAUCAGCUGACCUGGAUUAUUUGCUGCAUGGUUAAAAAAAUCAAAAACUAACCAUCUCGGUCAGAGAUUUCUGACAGUGGCUCAGAGUUAUUUGUUAUACAACAUGCUGUUAUUUUUCAUUUACAAAUGUUAUUGUAGGUACUCUUAUCAAUCCUGUUCAAUGAAGGCAAUCAAAAUAGACUUUUGCACUUAAAGUGUGAUUCUCUAUGUAUAUCAGACCCUUGUGGAAAGGGUGCUAGCUAUUUAUUUAUGUAUCAGGCUGUAUUUAUGUAAGUGGUGGAGGGGAUGAUCUACCUAUUCUCUCUUUACCAAACUUUGUUGCACUCUAUUACGGAAGUGUGUUUCCAUAA
Sinocyclocheilus anshuiensis is the source of this 2877-nucleotide messenger RNA. Its product is annotated as BTB/POZ domain-containing protein KCTD9. The record is from RefSeq and is a predicted model, not a curated record. The transcript has 12 exons. Bases 144 to 1313 code for a protein of 389 amino acids. Lineage: Eukaryota; Metazoa; Chordata; Actinopteri; Cypriniformes; Cyprinidae. Gene Ontology annotation, biological process: intracellular signal transduction; protein homooligomerization. Gene Ontology annotation, molecular function: protein binding.